Molecule: messenger RNA, 927 nt
Organism: Cutaneotrichosporon cavernicola
Lineage: Eukaryota; Fungi; Basidiomycota; Tremellomycetes; Trichosporonales; Trichosporonaceae
Exons: 2
Coding region: 1-927 (308 amino acids)
Source: RefSeq, a predicted model, not a curated record
AUGUUCCUUCCCCGGCUAGGCGCGGCCGGGCUCUCAAGGAGGCUACUUUUCUCCCCAUCCUCGGUCUCGUCGGGCUUGUCAUGCACACGACUCGCGCCCACACCGGCCCUUCGCACUCUCUCCACCUUGGCCGCCGUGUCCCGGCCAACAGUUGCGCGCCUGGGCAUCGCACCAGGCCUGCGCUCUUACGCCACUCCUCGCGCUGCUCGCCGUGCACUCAAGGGUCAGUUGACUGGAGAGCAGUGGCCAUGGCAUGUCGUCGCCAACCCGACUGCGGGGAUAGAGGAGAUUGAGCGCGUCAUCUUUGCGCGUGGCAACAAGACGCUCGGCAAGACGUUCUGGGCAAUGGCGAUCAUCUUCACUUUCGGUAUCGUGAACUGGGUGCUUUUGCCAUCGCCAAACGAGGCGAUCGAGAAGGGUAUCAAGCCUGAGAAGGAGCGCGAGGUCAUGGGUAUGCCUCUCGAGACGUUCUUCACUUGGGCGACGGGCGGUUGGGUGGCUGUGUGCGGUGCGAUCGCGGUCGGCGGUCUCUUCAUGAUGUCGCGCUUCGUGUCCCGCCUCUCCCUCGUACAGCAGAAGGCCGCUGGUGCGCCGCCUGCCAGCGCCCGCAAGUUCCUGCGCAUGAGAACCGCCGUGCAGGGUGUGCUGCCCUUCUUCCGCGCGCCUCGCGAAAUUCCCAUCGCAGCUGCGCAUGUCGAACUUCUCCGUGGCCGCAAGACGAGGAGCGGCGAGCGGGAAGUCAACCCGUACCUCAAGCUGUCUAUCAACGACCCGGACGCAAGUCCUGUCCUGCGACAGCUCGAUCGGUUCGCGUCGUACCGCCUCGACUUCUCUGAGAAUGACCUCUCCAAGGACGGGGAGAUGGUGCUGUCCAUGCAGCGGCUAGAGGACGUGUUUGGCGGACUUGACUACAGUCAGGGCCGAUGA